Prosopis cineraria is the source of this 846-nucleotide messenger RNA. RefSeq names its product mitochondrial import receptor subunit TOM20-like. Gene Ontology annotation, cellular component: mitochondrial outer membrane translocase complex. The transcript has 6 exons. NCBI's taxonomy places the organism in Eukaryota, Viridiplantae, Streptophyta, Magnoliopsida, Fabales, Fabaceae. Gene Ontology annotation, molecular function: protein binding. Gene Ontology annotation, biological process: protein insertion into mitochondrial outer membrane. The record is from RefSeq and is a predicted model, not a curated record. The coding region runs from base 56 to 658 and encodes 200 amino acids.
CCUUCAUUUGAUCAUCCCCAAAACCCAAAAUCCUAGAAGUAUACUCUGUCAAACGAUGGAUUUUGAUCAACUCUUACUCUUUGAGCAUGCCCGCAAGACUGCUGAAGACAACUACGCGGGAAAUCCUCAAGAUGUUGACAACUUGACAAGAUGGGGCAGCGCCUUGCUAGAGUUGUCUCAGUUUCAGAGUAAUUCCGAUGCGAUGAAGAUGGUCGAAGAUUCUAUCUCGAAGCUGGAGGAGGCAUUGACGAUCGAUCCUAAGAAGCAUGAUGCUCUUUGGUGCCUGGGAAAUGCUCAUACUUCACGUGCAUUUUUAACUUCGGAUCUAGAAAUGGCAAAAGUUUAUUUUGAUCGGGCAUCUGAGUACUUUCAGCAAGCUUUUGAUGAGGAUCCAGGGAAUGAACUUUAUCGUAAAUCCUUGGAAGUUACUGCGAAGGCUUGUGAGAUGCAUAAAGAGAUUCAUGAGCCUGGUUUUGCUCAGCAGGCAGCCGAGACUGGACCUUCUAUUUCAUCUGGCACAAAGACCCAAAAGAAAAGGCAGAGCAGUGAUCUGAAGUAUGACAUAUUUGGGUGGAUAAUUUUGGCCGUUGGCAUUGUUGCAUGGGUGGGAUUGGGAAAGCCCCACCCGCCACCUACUUCUCCUCCACCUCUUCAAUAAGCGAAUCAUUUGAAUUGAUGCUAACAAUUCUUUCAAUUAUGGUUUUGAUUCUUGUUAUUCACUUCUGAACCAUUUCUUAUCACUUAAUCGUUUGUGUGAUGCUUCCCUGGCUAAUCAUUUACCCAUCCACCACCAUAGGGAGCAUCUUUCUAUUUGGAUUCAAUUAUGCAGUCAUUCUUUUUAGCUUA